AUGUCCUUGAGUGGCAACACGAGCCAGUCUUCUCCAUCGAGGACAGCUCUGUCUCUGCCCUUGAACACCUCCACCUCUCCACAUUCCCUACCAUGGGAGGAGGGAAGAACCAGUCACGGGUCUGUGCAGGAGAGCCCAGGGAAUGAUACCCAGCUCCUCUCGAACCUCCUUGCUCUUGGGCAUGAUGAGCAGUGCCAUAUGUCUCCUAUCCUCACAGGGUGUCUAGUAGUGUGGUACAGCAUCACAAUGGUGCUGGGGUUGGUGGGGAACAUUGGCCUCAUUUGCAUCAUCACCCGUCGCAGAGAAAAAGUCAAUGUCACUAGCAUUUUCAUCUGCAACUUGUCAUUCUCUGACAUUCUGGUGUGUGUCUUCUGCCUACCAUUCACUGUCAUAUACACACUUAUGGACCACUGGGUGUUUGGGUCACUGUUAUGUCGACUUGUGCCGUUCAUCCAGUGUAUGUCUGUGACUGUUUCUGUGCUGUCUCUGGUGUUCAUUGCUCUGGAAAGACAUCAGCUCAUCAUCAACCCCUCUGGGUGGAAACCGAGCAUCCCUCAGGCCUACACAGCAGUUGUUCUCAUUUGGAUUCUGGCCUGUUUCACCUCUUCACCUUUCUUGGCCUUUCAGCUACUCACAAAUGAGCCCUACACUAAUGUCAUCCUUCCCCAGUCUCCUCUUCACCACCAAGCCUCUCAGGCUUAUCUCAAUGCAUCUCAACCUGCCACUUACACAUACAAAAACUCAUCCGUGCUUCAAAAUUCAUACCGCACCCUCUUUUCUUACGUCCCCACAAUUCCGCAUAUAGAGGCCUGUCUGGAACACUGGCCAUCCCAGCAACACAGGCUUGCUUACACCACAUGGCUCCUGCUGUUCCAGUACUGUGGCCCACUACUGCUGGUCCUGCUCUGUUAUGUUCGAGUUUUUGUGCGCCUUCGCCACCGCAAAGAAAUGCUUGACCGUGCCAGGACCCCAGAGAGCCAGCGCAUGAAGCACAGCCGCCGAAUCAACAUCAUGCUGGUCGCCCUCAUUACAGCCUUUGCUCUUUGCUGGCUGCCGCUCACCAUCUUUAAUGUGGUAUCAGACUGGAACCAGGAUGCUCUGCCCAUCUGCCACCACAACCUGCUGUUCUCCCUCUGCCACCUGCUGGCCAUGUCCUCCACCUGCAUCAACCCCAUCAUCUAUGGCUUCCUCAACUCCAACUUUCGGCAGGAGGUGAGAGAGGCACUCCUGCACUGCCGCUGCCAUCCACUAGAAGAAGAGUGUGAGCAUUUCCCUAUGUCCACUGUGCACAUGGAAAUGUCCCGCACCUCUAUGCCUCUUAACUGCAGGAGCAAUUCUGUCUGA
Molecule: messenger RNA, 1344 nt
Organism: Toxotes jaculatrix (banded archerfish)
Lineage: Eukaryota; Metazoa; Chordata; Actinopteri; Toxotidae
Gene: npy4r
Product: neuropeptide Y receptor Y4
Exons: 1
Coding region: 1-1344 (447 amino acids)
Biological process (GO): G protein-coupled receptor signaling pathway
Cellular component (GO): neuron projection; plasma membrane
Molecular function (GO): neuropeptide Y receptor activity; neuropeptide binding
Source: RefSeq, a predicted model, not a curated record